Tupaia belangeri chinensis (Chinese tree shrew) is the source of this 3518-nucleotide messenger RNA. RefSeq names its product WAS/WASL interacting protein family member 1 (gene WIPF1). Gene Ontology annotation, molecular function: actin binding. Gene Ontology annotation, cellular component: actin filament. The record is from RefSeq and is a predicted model, not a curated record. Gene Ontology annotation, biological process: actin filament-based movement. NCBI's taxonomy places the organism in Eukaryota, Metazoa, Chordata, Mammalia, Scandentia, Tupaiidae. The transcript is spliced from 8 exons.
AACUGGCUAGAAGAUAGCAGGGGAACUGGAGAGCUUGGUCGUGCUCCGCGGAUUAGCACAACACAGAUCUAUCAGCAAGACUGUUGAAAGCCUGAGUGUCCAAGAUGCCCGUCCCUCCCCCUCCAGCACCCCCACCGCCCCCAACAUUUGCGCUGGCCAAUACAGAGAAGCCCUCCUUGAAUAAGACGGAGCAGGCUGGAAGAAAUGCUCUUCUCUCUGACAUCAACAAGGGGAAGAAACUGAAGAAAACAGUCACCAAUGACAGAAGCGCACCGAUACUGGACAAACCUAAAGGAGCCGGUGCUGGUGGCGCUGGUGGGGGCUUUGGUGGAGGUGGCAGUGGUGGCGGUGGCAGUGGCAGCAGUGGUGGAAGUUUUGGAGGCGGUGGCCCCCCAGGUUUGGGAGGACUGUUCCAGGCUAGAAUGCCGAAGCUGAGACCCACGGCCAACAGGGAUAACGAUUCUGGAGGAAACCGGCCACCAAUUUUGCCACCAGGAGGAAGAUCCAUGGCUGCCAAACCUUUUUCACCUCCAAGUGGCCCAGGGAGGUUUCCUGGGCCUUCUCCUGGCCACAGAAGUGGUCCCCCAGAGCCACAGAGGAACCGAAUGCCGCCCCCAAGGCCCGACGUGGGCUCAAAGCCCGACAGCAUCCCCCCUCCUGUACCUAACACACCCAGACCCAUCCAAUGAAGUCUGCACAACCGGGGGUCCCCGCCAGUGCCUGGGGCCCCCAGACAGCCUGCGCCUGGGCCUACUCCUCCCCCUUUCCCAGGAAACCGAGGUGCUGCCUUUGGAGGAGGCUCCAUUCGCCAGACACCCUCAGGCUCUUCCUCGCCCUUCUCCAACAGGCCACCACUGCCCCCAACCCCUGGCAGAGCCUUGGACGACAAGCCACCCCCUCCACCUCCUCCAGUGGGCAACAGGCCCUCCAUCCACAGGGAAGGAGCUCCACCUCCUCCCCCGCAGAACAACAAGCCUCCGGUGCCUUCCACCCCAAGGCCUUCGCCCUCUUCACAGGCCCCACCUCCACCACCACCACCCAGCAGGCCCGGCCCUCCACCCCUGCCUCCAGGUUCCAGUGGCAAUGAUGAAAUCCCAAGACUCCCACAGCGGAAUUUGUCCCUCACUUCGUCUGCACCUCCCUUACCUUCGCCAGGACGCUCAGGCCCUCUUCCUCCCCCACCCAGUGAGAGACCCCCGCCUCCAGUGAGGGACCCACCAGGCAGAUCAGGUCCCCUCCCACCACCUCCUCCAAUAAGCAGAAAUGGCAGCACGACCCGGGCCCUGCCUGCCACCCCUCAGUUGCCGUCCAGAAGUGGAAUAGAUAGCCCCAGGAGUGGGCCCAGGCCUCCUCUUCCUCCUGACAGGCCUGGGGCUGGGGCACCUCCCCCACCUCCACCAUCAACAUCAAUUAGAAAUGGCUUCCAAGAUUCUUCAUGUGAAGAUGAGUGGGAAAGCAGAUUCUACUUCCAUCCGAUUUCUGAUUUGCCACCUCCAGAACCAUAUGUACCAACGACCAAAACUUAUCCCAGUAAAUUGGCAAGAAAUGAAAGCCGAAGUGGAUCCAACAGAAGAGAAAGGGGUGCGCCGCCUCUUCCUCCCAUCCCAAGGUGAUCUUUGCCUGCUCUUCCAUACCCAGGCUCAAGAGCUGCUUCUGUGUUGCUGUCCAAGAAUUACACAUCUUCCUCCCCUUUUCUUCCUUUGUCCCCUUCCUAUUGAAGGAGAGAAGAAGGUAGAGUGAGGUGGGAAUACGUGUGCAUAGGAGUGGGACUCUGGUGAAGAAAUGCACCUAGCUUCUUAUAUUGUGUAUAUUCUCAAAGCUAAUGCUUGCUUCAGCCUGCCAGUGUUGGCUGCUGGGGGUCGAUAGGCUUUUGUGGCAAGUAGACAGAAAUGAAUUGUAUCCCAGCUUUCAACCAUCCAAAUGCAAAGAUUCACUGCUUAUUUGCUACAGACUAUAAUUAUCCAAGUCCUCAAGAGCUGUUUUCUUCCACGCCUUUCUCCUAUGCUUGGCCUCUUGUCUGUUUCCAUGAACCACAGAUCACCUAAGCAAGUUGCUGAGCAAGAGCUCACAUGAAACUUCUGCGGCUAUAGGAUGUCCAGUAUUUGGCAGUCUGAAGUAGGCUGUAGGACUGAGCUCUCCAAUGGAAAUAUAAUGUGAGCCCCCUAGACAAGUUCAAAAUUUCUUGUAGAAACAUUGUUUUAAAACGGUAAAAAGAAGCAGAUGAAAUGAAUUGUAAUAUAUUUUAUUUAACCCAAUGCAUCCAAAAUAUUGUCAUUUCAACCUGCAAUCAAGAUAAAAAGUACUGAGGUAUUUUCCAUUCUCUUUUUUCUUUGGAAAUAAGUCGUCAAAAUCCAGUCGUCUGUUUUACACUUACAGCACAUCUUGAUUUGGACUGGACACAUUUCAGUAGCUCAAUAGCCAUUUGUGGUUGUUGGCUGCCAUCUUGGACAAUACCAGUCUAGAAGAUGGAAACUAAUGUAAAAAUUUCUUGCUCUAAAAACAAAACAGGCACAACAAGCUUUAACAACUCAAGGUAACAAAAUGAAGUUAAAGCCCAACAUUCUGUUCAGCAGACAGUUUGACCUUAGAUUUUUGUGUCCUUAGUUUCCCUCUUCCCUUAAUAUCUGUGCACAAGUGUUGCUUCACCAUACCGAGAUCAGAAAGUGAUCUAAUACAGUUUACAUUCACAUGGAAUAAAGCCAUUGGAAAGAAACUGAAAGCCUGCUGGGGCUUUGGGGCCCAGAACCAGCUGGCUGUGUGCUCGCUUGUCAGCUGGACUCCUGCCUGCUUCCUGGAUCUGAGGCUGCCUUUGUUUUUUCUCGGCCUAGCAAGCUCCUCAGGGCCAGGAGAGGCUAAUAAGGCCUGGCAGGAAAGGAAGAAAGUCAAAUCAGAAACAUGGAGGAAGGGAAUAGAUUUGAGUUGAUGGGCAAAACUCUAAGACACGAAAACCGAUGCUUAAGGGGCAGGAAAUUCCCAGUAGAAAUUGAGGGGCAUUUGUUUUGACUCUGUACAUAGAAAUCAUUUAGAUCUAUGCAAAUACAGCUCCACUAAAGGACCAUAGGGAAGAGCCAGUCAGCCUUGCCUUUUUUAUACAAUUUUGUUUACAAAGUUUUACUGGGACUUUUAAAUCUAGCUCUAGAAUUUGAGGGGGGAAAUUCCAUUUAGAUGUUUUUAUAUGGUUGAUCAUGUUUAAAAUUAUCAUUACUUAUUUUUUAAAAGCAUACAGCCAUGUAUGUAUAUAUCUACCUAAACUUUGUAUUAUGGUUUCAAUGUAUUAUUCAUGUAUUACUAGGAGAUGCUAACAAGGAUCAAUCCAAAGAAAAAUUUGAAAAAGCAUUUCUAUUUAUAGAAUAAAUAAUUGUGUCAUUUAUAGAAAAGCAAAAGAACUUAGAGUUCUAAUAAAUGGGAUGUCUAAUAAAUUAUAAAGUUACUGAUUUGAAUAUAUUGUAUUUUUAUAACUUUCCUUGCCAAAGUACUGUGCUUAAUUGGUACAUUAAAAAACUUGUUUUUUCCUCUGU